Molecule: messenger RNA, 1797 nt
Organism: Zootermopsis nevadensis
Lineage: Eukaryota; Metazoa; Arthropoda; Insecta; Blattodea; Termopsidae
Source: RefSeq, a predicted model, not a curated record
UAUAAAUAUGACAUCCAAUAGUAUCGUGCGAAAUUUAGUAGUUUUUACGUGUUGCUAACGCAGCUCAUUUUUAAAUCAUGUUUAAUUUCUUAAUUACAUUUCACUGUUAUUAGUUUAUAAUUGAUUGUGGUGUGAUGUCUGAUUCCUUGCGAUUAUCCACACAACAAGAUGUCCUAUACCAAAGUACCUCUAGGAAGUCAUUCGUGUCAGUAUAUUCCUAGUCGUGACAUAACUGAAGAUCAAGAGAUCCAAAUAUUUGUCAAACAGUUGUUAAUAAACAGAGUUUUCCAGGGCUACUACGAGGAAAGACGUUUUGUAGAAUCUUUGUCAUCUUACAGAGGUGUAGUGCUUAUUUCUACAUUAGAAUAUGAUCUGAAGAAGGAUUUGGACACUGUCAUUAAGAGGCUUAAGAAGUUCUACAAGUUCUCAAAGGUGUGGGUGGGAAUUACAGGGCCUGACUUUAUUGGAGCUCCACUUCAGCAUGCUCUAUGGAUCAAAUUACAGAGCUUGACAUUUGGAUACUACUGGUUCCAAAUCAGACGAGUCAAGUUUGUUGAAAACAGGGAAAUGAUUCUUCAUCUAAAAUGUCUGAGUUGCGAUUAUCCACACAACAAGAUGUCCUAUACCAAAGUACCUCUAGGAAGUCAUUCGUGUCAGUAUAUUCCUAGUCGUGACAUAACUGAAGAUCAAGAGAUCCAAAUAUUUGUCAAACAGUUGUUAAUAAACAGAGUUUUCCAGGGCUACUACGAGGAAAGACGUUUUGUAGAAUCUUUGUCAUCUUACAGAGAUGUAGUGCUUAUUUCUACAUUAGAAUAUGAUCUGAAGAAGGAUUUGGACACUGUCAUUAAGAGGCUUGAGAAGUUCUACAAGUUCUCAAAGGUGUGGGUUGGAAUUACAGGGCCUGACUUUAUUGGAGCUCCACUUCAGCAUGCUCUAUGGGUCAAAUUACAGAACUUGGCAUUUGGACACUACUGGUUCCAAAUCAGACGAGUCAAGUUUGUUGAAGGCAGGGAAAUGAUUAUUCAUCUAAAUUGUUUGAGGCAUAUAGAUGUUGGAUCGAGAAAUGUGAAGAUGAGUGAAUCGGAGACAGUUGAGAAUGCAUUUCAAGGGGCUCCUCAACCUGUUCCAGCAAAUAAUUAUAACAGUGUUAUGAAUGAUAAAAUUAAACAAAAUUUUAGAGAUAUUAAGGAAGAAAUUACAGCAAAUGUUGCUUCUGUCGUGACAUUGCAUAAUAUUAAAGGGGCUGUCUGUUUCAUGUCUGUGUUUAUUGCAGCAUGCAUAACUGGGUUCUUCCACAUUAUUGGGUAUGUUGGGGAUUAUACUAUAAAGUUUAUGAGAGAGUUCUCUAUUUUUAUACAAGCUUCUACACCUAUCUUUCUAGCUAUGAUAGACUUCUUUAGCAAGUGUGUAGGUGGGUUCUAUCUUCUCAUUGCCAUGUUGUGGAGGGGUUCACAUGUUAAUGUCCCUCGUUAUACAGACUGGAGACCACAGCGAAGAGCUUUACAGAUGCCUCCUAACAAGGAGUUUGGCAAAAUGAAGUAACUUUUCUUUUGUUGCAUUCAUUUAUAAUUUGUAUAGAGUAUUUUGUUGCAGUGGCACACUGUAAUUGAAGCAUUUAUUUUUGUAGCAAGUAGUGAGAAAUUUUAUACAAGACUGUCAUAUAGCUUAUGGUUGUGUAUACUCUUCUCUCUCUUUAAGAUUGUAGUGUAUUUACAUUUUAUGUGCUGAAUGUUAAAGACUGAUUUGAGGCAUCUUGUAAUGCAUUUACAGAAUAUAUCAUUCUUAGUAAUGUGGAAA